UUGUUUUAUUUUAGCCUAAUGAAUUUCAACUUAUCCUUCAGAACUAACUUCAGAUGUUUCUGCUCUCAGAAUGUCUUCCCAGCCCACAAGCCCUGCUUCUCUUUUAUUCUUUCCUAAUCCUCUGUAUCUUUUUUUAAAAAAGAUUUUAUUUAUUUAUUAUUUAUACAGUAUUCUGCCCCCAUGUGUGCCUGCAGGCCAGAAGAGGGCACCAGAUCUCAGAUGGUUGCGAGCCACCAUGUGGUUGCUGGGAAUUGAACUCAGGACCUCUGGAAGAACAGCCAGUGCUCUUAACCUCUGAGCCAUCUCUCCAGACAAAACCCUCUGUAUCUUAAGAGCACAAGAGGCUAUGUGGCUUGUCAAUAGCUGCCAUUUCUGCUGAAGUGUAAUCUUUCACAAGGAACUGUGCCCAUGUCAUUUUCCUGUGUUAUCUGUAGUACCAAAUAUAGUCUUCGAUACAUAAGUGCUCAGUAAGUAACCUUUGUCUAAUUGUACCAAAGGGAUGCCCUUAAUCAGAAGUUGAAUGUUGGCCUCUCACGGCUUCAAAAACCUCCCUUUAAAUUACCUCAGACACAGAGCCUAACAGGAAGUAUUUCUCAAAUUACUCAAGAGAAUCUUCUUCAAUUCUAUGUGUUUAGCUAUUCAUUAAUCUUAUGUACUGGCAAGGGUGUGGUUCAGAGAUAAGGAACUGAAAAGUCUUGUCUUGAGAGAAGGGCCACCCCCUUGAGCAGUUUUGUAAAGUUAAUGGGAAUGAUUCUAGGACUUUUCCAACUAGAAAGCAAUAAGAAGUGGGCGGGCACAACUGGUUUGCCAGGUUCUCUAACCUCCUGCUGAGCCGAAAGCCACUUGCUCUCUGGAAAAUGUCUAAGAUGAAGAACCCUCAGACUUUUGAGGAGCAAACAGAAUGCAUCAUGAAGGCUCUACUCGAGGACUUCUUGACCCCAACAUUGCAGGCUGCUAACAGGAGCCUACUGGAUGCAGACGAACCAGAGGAACCAUGUUCAGGAGAGGCUUGCUCUUUUGAUGUGGCUAUUAUUGCUGGCCGCCUUCGAAUGCUGGGGGACCAGUUCAAUGAAGAGCUGGAAGCAUCUGCCAAUAGUGUAAUUGCACAAGCCAUUCAAGGACAGGCAGACAUCCUCCAGGGCACAGUACAGUCGCUCAGCCAGGCCUGGUGUGAUCAGAAUCCCACCAUAGGUCUUGGAAGAGCCUUUCUGGCAGUGACAGUGAAACUUCUUCAGUAUGUGACCCGUAAGUCUCCUGAAGUGGCAGGAAAGGUGACUAGCUUCAUGAUCGCCAUGAUCAACGGGCACACAGACAUCCGAGAGUUCAUCCAGAGCCAGGGUGGAUGGGAAAAUGUGGAGAGCUGAAGAAGCGGGAUUGUU
Molecule: messenger RNA, 1379 nt
Organism: Acomys russatus (golden spiny mouse)
Lineage: Eukaryota; Metazoa; Chordata; Mammalia; Rodentia; Muridae
Gene: Bcl2l15
Product: BCL2 like 15
Exons: 4
Coding region: 858-1364 (168 amino acids)
Biological process (GO): regulation of apoptotic process
Cellular component (GO): cytosol; nucleus
Source: RefSeq, a predicted model, not a curated record